AUGGAGACCCGCCAGGUGUCCAGGAGCUCCCGGCUGCUGCUGCUGCUGCUGCUGCUGCUCGUGCCCUGGGGCAUCCGCACUGCCUCAGGAGUCGCCCUGGCCCCCGCAGCCGGGGUCUUCAGCCUCCGCACCCCCGGCCGGGUCUGGCCGGGUCCAGCCGCCCGCCUCUCGCGGCGGAGCCUGGCGCUGGCGGACGACGCGGCCUUCCGGGAGCGCGACAAUUCAGCAAUGUCCACAGCUUCCAUGACCAUCUGCCGUUGA
Molecule: messenger RNA, 261 nt
Organism: Galeopterus variegatus (Sunda flying lemur)
Lineage: Eukaryota; Metazoa; Chordata; Mammalia; Dermoptera; Cynocephalidae
Gene: PTH2
Product: parathyroid hormone 2
Exons: 3
Coding region: 1-261 (86 amino acids)
Biological process (GO): neuropeptide signaling pathway
Cellular component (GO): extracellular region
Source: RefSeq, a predicted model, not a curated record